GAUUAUUAUUAUUAUUAUUAUUCAUUGUGUUUAAUAAAACUAUUUUAUUUUUAAUUAAUAAUUGUAUAUAAACUAAUUUACAUAACUGAGUAGUUCAUUUUUCCAAAAAAACAUUCUGAAAUUACAAAAACAAAACAAAACUAUAUCAUGAAAAUUAAAAAAUAAAAACAUUUUCGGACAAUAUUGUUUGGCACCUUUUCUAUGCUAAACGGUUCACUUUAGUGAAGUGGGAAAUUUACAACUUCUAGCAGCUGAAUACGCUGCAUUUCUGUGCUCUAUGAGAGGCUUUCGAGACACGAUGCAGUGGCCCCAGGCAGAAGGAAGCCAGGGGCCAGCCCAGGGGCCUCAUGGCAGCGGGGAGGCUCGGACUGUUCAUCUCAGAGGUGAGAAGUGACCAUCACCUUUUCAGGACAGCGACCUGAGCCACGACCUGCUCCUUCUCCAAGGUGGUCUGCUCCUUCAGCCUCCUCCUGCUGUCCCUCUCUGAGCACACGCUGGCCAGCUGCACGUCCUGCGGGACAAACACCAAGGACAGGACGGUGAUGCCCUCAGCCAGACGUCUUCUGCCAUCCUCUCAGAAUGGAAGUCAUGGGAUGCAUGGAUAUGGUGCACAGAGAAUGAUGGCUGAGGCGAGCGCUACAUUCAGUAGCAUGUCAAUGGAAUUUCCCAUUCACAUUAGCCUCAUGCUAAAUGAGGUUUCAAAUCCUAUUUGUGUAAAGAAAUGGCUAGAAAAGAAGUGACUCCUGCUCCUUUGAUCCGUGUAGCAUUGUGAUCGUGACAUGACACAGUGGAAGUGCAACAGUUGCUGUUCCAGACUCCCACACAAGGGGCGCGUUUGCACUCGAUUCAAACCUUUUUCUUCAGUUGAGCGGAGCAUUUCUGAAUAGCCGCUUCAAAUCUCUCCGCUCUCAGCCUCUGGGCCCGGUUGGCUCUCUUCAGAAUCUCUCUGUCCAGCUGGGCUUUCUCCUUCAGAGUCCUGAUCACCCCAUUCAGAUGAUCCAUCUCCGUCUUCUGCUCCGCCACGGUUCUCUUCAGCGUCUGGACGAGGCAGAAGGUGAGUGAGGGGCCGUCCAGCUGAGAAGGUUGGCGACAGUCCUGUGGAGUUUCACCUGCAGCUGCAGAGUCAGACCAUCCUUCUCAGCUUCCUUGUUCCAGACCUGCGUCUGAAGGUGAGACUGCGUGGCCUCCACUGACCUGGCCUUGUGGACCACCAUCUUCAUGUUCUCCUGCCGUGGUCCAGCCAUGUCACACACACACACACACACACAUGGAGAGGACCAGUGAAGGUGAUUACCUGCUCCUCCUGUCGCAGACCCGUCAGUUCCUCCACUCUUCUUUCAGUUUCAAUCAAGUUGGACUUCAGGAGCUUGAAGACAAACGGUUCAGUGAUGCCACUCGUCUCAUUAUAGAAGUCAGAUGAAGUUUUGUGGAGGGACUCUCACCUCGUUUUCCUUUUCCGCCAGCGUGAUUCUCCUCAUGAGCUCAUCAAUCUGACGGUCGGCCUCCACCCGACAGGACUGGGUGGAGAGGAAGACAGAAAGGCUCUGGUCAGAAGCUGCUCAUGGCCAAGGACCACAUCCUGGAUCCCUGGUGGUGACACGGACCUCUGCAUGUUGCAGCUGCUUCAGCUUCUGCCUCACGGUCUUGUUGAUUCUUCUGAAGUCGUCCAGCCUCUCCAGCAGAAGUCCUCUCUGGCGGGUGAGGAGCUGACGGUCGGCCGCGGACGCUCUCUUGCCCUUCACCAACACAGUGGAAGAUUAGGACCUCCACAAGGCUCCCACCUUCACAAACGCUUACUGCAACUUUGUCCUCCAGCUCGUCUUUGAAGGACACCAGCUGGAUGGCAGCAGAAUUUGCAGCCGCUUCGGCCUCCGUCAGUAUCUUCAUCAUCUGACUUUUGGCAUCGGUGCGAUCCACGCUAGAAGAACCCAGAGCAACUUGAGGAUUCACGCUCAAAUACCCACUUUUCAUGGGUCGUGGGGGCAGCAGCUGGAGGGCAGACACCUCCUCCAGCUCUUCUGGCAGACAUGGGUUCUAGUCUGAGCCUCUCCCAGAUGACUGCGCUGACCUCUCAUGCACGACUGAGAGAGUGUGGUUACACAAGCGAUGACGAUGAGAUAAGAACACACUUUCAAUUUCAACAUCUGCUGAUGAAGGUGUUUAAGUCGACACCGAGGACCUCACCGUUCAUGCGGUAUCAUCAGUAACCUGCUGCGGAACAUCACGUCCCCAAUGAGGAUUUUGGAACUCAGCUCGUCUUGUGUUGACGUAGAUGUGAAGCUACUCAGCGAUUUCCUUGCGUUCUCCAGCGCUCCGCCGGCAUGAGCCGCCAGGCCGCCAUCGUUUCCGUGCACGUCGCUCCUAAGCUCGCCUCGAUCCAUGGACCAAGCUCCUGCUGUCUGGCGUGAAGCUGCCGCACUACAGUGGUGAGCAAGGCGCCGCGUCUCUCAGCUGCAGGAGGCUUUCAUGUGCGGCGAAGACUUCUUAGUUCUGUCAUGCCCUGCCCUUUAUAUGGGGAGCUGAUGAAAGCCAGUGAGUGAUGAGGUAGCAGGAGGACAUCUGGAGAGGACAUUUCGUGGUGCGGUGCUUCAAAAGUAGGAGGAUAAGAGCAAGUAUUGCCAAAAGAUUCAACUUAAGCCACUACGAUAGUGGUUCAGAUGGAUCUACCUCCUGUGAAAUUCGUCUAAACGGAGCUAGUUUAGGAAGCCAUCGCUCACAACAGAUGCAACAGGUGGAUAUGAGCGUGUCUCACCCGCUGCUUUUAUCCGUCCGGCAUCCGCUCUGGCUCCCUCGUCCUCCGCAGUUCUGAGGCAGAAGUUCAGCAGCGGGAGUCGGGCAGUCUUCCCCCGGAGACAUGCCUGCCGACGGUCGCUGGCGAGGCGACAGGCCGAGGAGCGGUUGCCAGUGUUUGGGAAGGAUCCUGAAGGACUCUUGCGGUUGUCAGGGAAGCUGACACCUGAGUGACAGCUGCUACGCGCUUUGGCUGCUGCAGUGCUGUAGCAAAGAACUUUACCGUUAGAAUCGCUGUGAAUGAGGAUUAAACUAAUCUAUAAAACAAACAAACUACUAACAAUAACACUGAGGUUUAUGUUUCGUUUCGUUUACAUGACAGGCUACUCGCAAACUCUGAUGAUUGGCCAAUGCGGAUACUCAUGGGAUCACACAUGGCAAUAUACUUGCUUUUGAUUGGCUACUUGUUCCUAAAAUGGGCGUCAAUCGCAAGCAAACAACCAAUCAGUAGACGUAUACUUGGGGCCGCAGCAGAAACCAUAGAAACCAACAGGAAGUUUACGGUGAAGUUACAGUGCAGCGCGAUGCAGCUCUGUCGCUCUUUCACACGGAAUUAAAAACCUUGAGAGGCCGGGAGGCUAAAGCUGCGAUUAGCUGACAUGUUGAAAGCUAAAAUUCUGUUUGUUGGCCCGAAUGAGAGCGGGAAAACUGUUCUUGCAAACUUCCUGUCAGACACAACAGAAAACGUGGGCGGCGAAUAUCGGCCGACGCAGGGAGUGAGGAUUCUGGAGUUUGAGUCCCAGCCUGAGGGCAGCGGAGACAAGACAUGUGAAGUUGAACUCUGGGACUGCUCAGGAGAUUUCAAGUUCGAAACCUGCUGGCCUGCCGUCAUGAAGGACUCCAGCGGCGUCGUGAUCGUAUUCAAUCCAGAUGUUCCAAGUCACCUUAAAGAAAUCGAGACUUGGCACUCCAUGUUCAUCUCCUCCCAGAGCCUGCAGGACAGCCAGUGCCUGCUGGUCGCUCACCAUAAACCCCGCAGUGAGGUCGAGGAGGGUCGGCUGCCUUUAGCUCCUCAUCUCAGCAGACUUCCACUCCUGCACUCAAACCUGGAGGAGGAGUCGGAGGACGUGAGGAAAGAGUUCCGUAGAUAUUUGGGGAAUGUGGUGAAUGCUCUUUCUGAGAGCAGGGAGAGAGAAGAAAUGUCCAUCAUCAUGUGAUGCAACUUCACAAUUUAGUGUAUUUAUAUGUCAUCCUAUCAAUGCUACGUUAAUAAAUUCAAAGACAGUUCAAAGUAUAGCCAUUUG
This is a messenger RNA of Synchiropus splendidus (mandarinfish), 4034 nucleotides long. RefSeq names its product intraflagellar transport 22 homolog (Chlamydomonas) (gene ift22). Gene Ontology annotation, molecular function: GTPase activity. Gene Ontology annotation, cellular component: endomembrane system. The transcript is spliced from 7 exons. Gene Ontology annotation, biological process: intracellular protein transport. The coding region runs from base 3390 to 3947 and encodes 185 amino acids. Lineage: Eukaryota; Metazoa; Chordata; Actinopteri; Syngnathiformes; Callionymidae. The record is from RefSeq and is a predicted model, not a curated record.